AUGCUCCGUCAAAUAUUUGCCUCGGCCGCCCCGUCGGCGCGACUCGCAAAUCCGAUCACGACCACAACCCUCAAAACCCAACUCACCCACCAACCAACAUGGCGCAUUCCUAACUCAACCACAAUCCCGCGUUGCACCCGCCUCUUCACCACAACAUCUGCGGUCCAAAACGUACCCUUCCGUCCAACUCCAAGCAAACACCAAGAACCGUUCUCCCCCUUCCGAGAUGACGACCCCUACAGCCAAUACCAACCUAAGCGACAAUGGCCUCCCGAUAUGUCGAAGCUCUCGCCGAAACACCAAUUCCGUCUUGAGCGGAAGUACCGCCGACGUGCGGCGCUGAAGUACGCCCGGCCGAAGUUUAUGAAAAUGGUUACUUUGGCUCAGUGGAUUAUUAUCGGAUUUGUUGCGGUCUAUGCGAUUUUGUUUAUGAAUUGGGAUACUAGAGAUACACCAUUUGAUGGGCUUCGAGAGAGCAUUUUUGAUGCCAUCAAGGGUGUAUUUACCACCCCGUCACCUCCGCAGCCGAAGAAGUCUGAUGAAAGCAAUUGA
This is a messenger RNA of Penicillium angulare, 552 nucleotides long. RefSeq lists its product as uncharacterized. The transcript has 4 exons. Bases 1 to 552 code for a protein of 183 amino acids. NCBI's taxonomy places the organism in Eukaryota, Fungi, Ascomycota, Eurotiomycetes, Eurotiales, Aspergillaceae. The record is from RefSeq and is a predicted model, not a curated record.